Molecule: messenger RNA, 3377 nt
Organism: Stylophora pistillata
Lineage: Eukaryota; Metazoa; Cnidaria; Anthozoa; Scleractinia; Pocilloporidae
Source: RefSeq, a predicted model, not a curated record
AAAAUGAGGAGUUUCAAAACAAUUUUAUGAAGGAAAAAGAAGUGUUGCUCAGUAGGAUUAAAGAUGCUGAGUUACUCAAGGAACAAGCAGAAAAAGAGGCUGAACAGGCAGUUCUGCAGCUGGAAGAGAUCCUCUCCGAACAGGAAGAAAUGAGACAACUCAAGGAGAUAGGUCUACGGGAUAAGCACGAAGAGCAGACCAUGACUGGCUUGUCACUCUACGACAGACGUGAAGAGGAAACGAUGACAAGCAACUCGAUAUUUAACAAACAAGAACAAGAAACCAUGACUAGUAAAUCUCUGGCAAACAUGCGUGAGGAACAGACUAUGACCUCCAUGUCUCUGGGGACAGACCAAGAACAGAUCAGUGAUUCAAAGAGGCAUCAAUCCGGGGGCAGUCAGUCGUCGCGCCAGUCAUCUGCUCAUUUGAUAGACAGUAGAAUACAGGAUCAAAGUGCCGAAAGAGGUCUGAGUCCACGUGACAGUGGUUUUGAUGGAGCCGCUUCAAGUCUCAAAUUUGACUCAAGACCGAGUUCAUCUACCGUGAAGUUUUCCUCAGAUGAGCAACAUCCUCGAGAACGGAAACCAACGAUGCUGUCACCCCCUCAGCAGACAAGACCUGCCAUGAGUGCCAGGGCUCGUAGGCGGCUCAUAAACUCUGCUCUUGGCGAUCAUCCAGUGGCUCAAGAGACAGUGCGGACAUACGAGGCAGUCCUGUCGUUUAGUCGUAACAUUACGCAGUGGUUGGACAGCGAAGGGCUUAGUGAAGAAGCUGACCUGGUGAAACGUGUACAGCCUGUUGUUCUCAACCAGGAUGACACAAUGCAGGUAAUAGAGUGUCUGCCGGAGAUACGUGGCAGUAUUGACCAGAUUCUAAAUCAGGUGGGCAGUGUUUUGUCCAGUCAGCACCUAGCACGAUCCAUACCUGUGGACAUGAAGAGUGUAGGAUUAAAUUCCCCGGAACCGAAAACGCAGCAAGAAUGGAGACCGAAGAGUUUUAAGAAGGAAGACUUAGGAGACGCAUCAAGCAUGGAAUCCAAUUAUGUUAAGCUGCUGAAGGAAUACAACGAUUUGGCUGAGGGUUACGAGGGUCUUCAACGACACCUUGAUGAGGAAACCAAGUUUCACCAGGAACAAACCAGUCAGAAUGUGGCAGUCAUGACUGACAUGCAGGACACGAUCACACAGUUGAGGAAUCAGCUGGCAGAAUUGAGGAGCACACGGUCCGCUUCAUCGGAGCGUGCAAGUUCUUCCAUCAUGUUCACACGACUCGACGCAGAGAGAAACGGAAAGAUCCUUAAGCGUGCUGUGAAUGAGAGGAGAUUAUCCGACAGCAGCUUCUCUGUGAUCAUGGAACACAUGGACAACUAUGUUAGUUUACCGGCAAAGAGAUUGGCGCAUAUUGUCAGGCGGUAUAGUCACCACCGAGCUAUGAAAAACAUUGAGCAAAGUUUACAACAAAGUGGUAGUCUUGACGAAAGCGUGUUUUCAACCCUGGAUAAAAUGGAAGCUUUACAAAACACUCGCGCUCAGAGAUGGGGCAACCAAAUGGACAAGUAUGCGUUCGAGCGUGAGCAACUGGCGGAGCAGUUAACGUCUUGUUUUGAAAACUUAGAGCAAGAGACAGGGAUCUUUCUCAUCAAACCUGUUUAUUCUCUGAAAGGAAGAUCUGAAGUGAAUGGUGGACAUGUUGUGGCCCAGAGGAACAAACCCUCCCCAGUACCACCCAAGCCCAGCGGUCCAGCAACCCCAGCACCAACUCCAUGGCAAAAUUAUGGAUCCAAAGCACCAAUAUCAGCAGGGCUCUAUCGUGAUCUCACACAAAGUUCCCUCGCUAGAGCUGGCUCCUCAAUCCCUGCAGUGGCUCAGUUGGAGGAUGGUACAAUGAGGAUGAAGGUCACACAGCCCAUGGACAAAGAGGGCCUGUUAAGCUCUUCAGCUGGUGUAGCGUGGCAGGCGUCCAAGUCCCAAGUGUUGGGUUCUCUUUCAACUGCUGUGCAAAUCAGUACGCCUAGAAUUCUAGAGCUGGACGUUAAUCGAAUGAUGAUUGGACAGACAGAUGUCAGUAAGCACAUUUUCCCUCCUGAUGACUCUGGUGAAAUGACAGGCUCCGCUGUAAGGAGUUACGUUACAGUAGAGCGACCAUCAGGUGGUAAACAAAUCCGGAAAGCCAAGCAAGUUAACCUAGCAUCGCAGAGUUAUUCUGCACCUAAUAGUGCUCCAGACAGCAAGCCUCUGGGCCGUCCUCACAGUGGUCCUCAGUUGACACAUUACUCUCCCCUCCCUCCCAUACACAUGCCCAAGUUACGCCAGGAGUCUCGGUCAGGCAAGUCACUUGAGAGUGAGACUGUAACCCAUUCAGAUGCUGGAACACCUGUGUUGGGGACGAAGUUUGAAGGCACCAGACCCAGUACAGGUGGAGCCAUUAAUGGACAAGACAAUCAUAUAGGAGUUAUCUCUCCUGAGAUUUUACCUGUUAGAUAGCGACGUUUGAACCUCGAUUGUUUCUGAGUAUUAAAAUAAUAAGAGAUGUAAAAUGACUUUGUAAAGAAAUUUGCUUUAUCGUCAGAGGUUCGUAAUCUAAUUGUUUUAAGAUUUCGUGCAAUUUUAUUUUUCGCCUUGGUAGUCGGAAAGGGACAUAUAUUGGGCCAUAUUUGCCCACUGUUAGUUAAGAAUGGUAGAAAAGACACCAUUUAACGGAAUUUUUAACUCUCCACCAUUACGAAGUUUGUAUCUAAAUCCACUUCUUACAGUGGUGUGAGAUUCCAAAGAGUUACAUGGCCUUUCGAAAGUUGUCCUGAGAUCUAAUGAGAAUGCGAUUUUGGAUGAAAAGAACUCAAUUACCUGGCAGCACACGUACAAAGUCACAGAGUUCAACCUAGAUGAAGGGUACUACACCGCACGGUUCACUGGCUUGGUGGUCGCAAAAACGUAUUUGAAGCAACAAUACCUUUUUGCGUAAUUCUUAAUGGUUCAAAAAGAUGAAGAGGAGGAAUAGACGUCAUAGGGUAGCAGAAGGUUGCUGAGCAAGAUUUCAAAUGGCGGCAUCUGCAGCGGAUUUUAGACUCUUUUGAAGGCAAAUAUCAUGCAGUAAGGAAGGUCUUAAGAAGCUGAAAACGCACUCAGUGUCAACAAUGUAUGUAUAGUACCGAAAGAAAAACUUAAAAGGUUACAAGAGAGUGAUUGUGAAAAAUUAUUGAGUGUAAAAAUGUUAUCUUUGUUAUGAAACUAAUGUUGACACUUAUGGAGAAAGAGAAACGAAACUGUUCACUUGGUAGGCUACAGCACUCCACCGGAUCAAAUCUUCCGGAGACUCUACUCAGUAAAUAACAGUAAAAGAAAACAGAAUAUUAUUAAAUAGAAAAAAUAUCACUGUAA